Molecule: messenger RNA, 9791 nt
Organism: Chelonoidis abingdonii (Abingdon island giant tortoise)
Lineage: Eukaryota; Metazoa; Chordata; Testudines; Testudinidae
Gene: JMJD1C
Product: jumonji domain containing 1C
Biological process (GO): regulation of transcription by RNA polymerase II
Cellular component (GO): chromatin; histone deacetylase complex
Molecular function (GO): transcription coregulator activity; histone H3K9 demethylase activity; chromatin DNA binding
Source: RefSeq, a predicted model, not a curated record
GCUGCAGCGCGGCAGUGAGAGCGGCUCCCCCCGCCCCCUUCCCUCCGUGUGUUUGUGUCAGGCUGAUCGCGGCGGCGGAACUGCCCGGGGUGCCCGGCUCGCAGCGGGCGACGGGGACGGACGCAGCCAGCCGCAGAGACAGCCCCGCUCCCCUCGGCUCAGCCGGGCUCUCGACAUGGGCGGCCCGUAGAGGAGAGGGCUAGGCGGCUGGUGCAGUGCCUGUGCGGCGGCGGCGGCCAUGGCGGUGGUGGAGACGCGGCCGGAGCUGGUGGGGAAGCGGUUCCUGUGUGUCGGGGGCGGCGAAGGGGAGCCGCCGGAGCGCGGGGAGAGCGGGCGCUGGCGAGCCGGGGUCAUCCGCGCCGUGUCCCACCGGGAUUCGCACAGCCCCGAGCUGGCGGUAUAUGUGGAAUUUGAUGACCUUGAAUGGGAAAAACGAGAGUGGGUUAAGGUUUAUGAAGAUUUUGCAGCCUUCUUGGUGGAGUACCAGCUGGUCUGGGCAAAAAGAAAGGACCCUAGCCAGACUCAGGGAUCAAAGAUCAAACAAAUUCAAUGGCCUGCAUUGACAUUCAAGCCCUUGGUUGGAAAAAGUGUGUACAGUUCAAUCACUGCAGUAGAAUUCCUUGUGGACAAACAACUGGAUUUUGUAACUGAAGAUAGUGCCUUUCAGCCCUAUCAGGACGACGUAGACAGUCUAAACCCAGUUCUCAGGGACAACCCACAGCUUCAUGAGGAGGUAAAAGUCUGGGUAAAGGAACAAAAGGUUCAGGAGAUUUUUAUGCAAGGUCCAUAUUCCUUAAACGGAUAUAGGGUGAGAGUAUACAGACAGGAUUCUGCCACCCAGUGGUUCACUGGUAUAAUUACUCAUCAUGAUCUCUUCACCCGCACUAUGAUUGUUAUGAAUGACCAGGUGUUAGAACCACAGAAUGUUGAUCCUUCUAUGGUUCAGAUGACCUUUCUAGAUGAUGUUGUUCACUCUUUGUUGAAAGGUGAAAAUAUUGGCAUCACAUCACGUCGCAGGUCUCGUUCCAACCAGAACAGCAACACAGCCCACGGGCAUUAUACACGUGCUCAAGCAAAUAGUCCCAGACCAGCCAUGAAUUCCCAGACUGCAGCACUAAAACAGAAUUCUCACCAGCACCAUCAACAACGGAAUGCUCGUCCAAAUAAAAGGAAAGGCUCAGAUAGCAGCAUGCCUGACGAGGAGAAGAUGAAGGAAGAAAAAUAUGAUUAUAUAGGUCGAGGAGAAAAUCCCAAAAGUAAAAAUAAACACUUUAUUAGUAAAAGAAGAAAAGCUGAAGAGGACGAAAAAAAACUAAGUAUGAAAAGAUUGAGGACAGACAAUAUCUCUGACUACUCUGAGAGCAGUGACUCAGAAAAUUCAAAUAAAAGAUUAACAGAUUCUUCAUCAGAACAAAAUUCAGAGAAUGAGUUGAAAAGCAAGAACACUUCAAACAUAAAUGGAGAAGAAGGAAACUCCCAGAGUAGUGAGAGGGUAGAGGAACAGACACUAAUAGAUAGGCAGUCUCCAUGGGAUGAAAUACAAGCAGAUAAAAAUCAUAAAGAUAUAGAAAGACUGAAGUCAGCUGAAUUAGACCUACAAGAAAAAAAUUCACUCCAUCCAGCAGAGCAGCUGAAAUUUCAUGGUCAGAGUGCCAGUGAUGCACAUGUUCAAGAGUGCAAUGUAGAAAAUCGGCAUACUAUGGAAUUGUUAACAAAUGAGCAGUUUGCACCCAGGCCUCCUACACCAAAAUGUGGUGGUAAUGCAACUAAUGAAAACAAUUCUGAUGAGGAGAGCCAGGAAAAUGCUGCAAGUACCUUUGGUUUGCAAACACUUCAGAAAAUAGUGUCUUGUGGCAGCAAUUUAAAACAUCGGUUUACAAAAGUAAAUGUUCAAGAAGUAAGAAAACAAGAAACUGAUCAGAGUUGGGUUAGCAAUGUUGUCAGUAAAAUGGAUUUGAUACAGUCUGGGAUUAUGAAAACGACAGUAAAUGAACAUUUAAAUCCUGAAAAAGUUCAGCAUGGCUCAUUUGUGUCUUCAUUAAAUGUAGUUUCAUUAACUGAAGAGGGUAAACUACAUAAACGAAGUCCAGCCCCUGAUGCUAUGAAGUCAAAAUCUAGUACUUCAGUUGAUCAUCCUAAAACAAAGUCAAAUUCUUCACCUGAUGUUAAGCCUAAACUCACCCAGUCUCCUGAUACUGUGAAGUCAAAGGUUAGUUAUCAGACCAGCCAUGUUACUGGAGUAUCAAGGUCAGCAAAUAAAACUGAGCAUGAUAUGCCUAGGUCUAGUUUUCAUCCAGUUCCAGCUAGAGUUAGUGCUUUAGAAGCUACUAAAAGUCCUCUUAUUAUUGACAAGAAUGAACAUUUCACAGUAUACAGGGAUCCCACUCUUAUUGGUCAAGAAACAGGAACUAAUCACAUUUCACCUUACUUACAUCAGCAUAAUUAUCCUCUUCAUUCCUCAUCCCACAGAACCUGUUUAAAUCCAAACACCCAUCAUCCUGCAUUAAGUGGUGCACCCCAUCUAUUAACUGGGUCUUCAAAUCAGACUCCAUUAUCUGCUAUUAACACUCAUCCUCUUAGUACUGCAUCUCACCAUUCUGUUCAUCACCCUCAUCUACUUCCUGCAGUGUUACCUGGAGUGCCUACAGCUUCCUUAUUAGGUGGCCAUCCACGACUAGAAACUGCUCAUGCCAGCAGCUUAAGCCAUUUGGCAUUAGCACACCAGCAGCAGCAGAUGUUACAGCACCAGUCUCCACAUCUUCUUGGACAAGCUCAUCCUUCUGCUUCAUAUAAUCAGAUAGGACUUUAUCCAAUUAUUUGGCAGUAUCCAAAUGGAACACAUGCUUACUCAGGACUUGGUCUACCCUCAUCUAAAUGGGUCCAUCCAGAAACUCCUGUUAAUGCUGAGGCUCCUUUAAGAAGGAAUACUCCCAGCCCUUGGUUACACCAACCCACCCCUGUGACCUCAGCUGACAGUCUUGGGUUACUGAGUCACGUUCCUGUAAGACCAUCCAGUGCAGAUCCGCAUCGGCCACUCAAAUUGACAACACAUUCUAGUCCACCAUUGUCCAAAAAUAUAGUAGAUCAUCACAAAGAAGAAUUUGAGAGGAAAGCAUUUAUUGAACCUUUACGUUCUGUUACAACUGCACCAGUGAAGACUGAUCUGGAACACAGCAGAACACAGACUGCAAAAGAGAGUCAUUUGCACAGACAUUUUGUGGACCCAAUGUUGAGUCAAUUGCAGAAGCCACCUCAAGAGACAGGAGAGCGACUAAGCAAAUAUAAAGAAGAACAUAGACGGAUACUUCAAGAGAGUAUUGAAGUUGCUCCUUUUACUGCUAAAAUCAAGGCACUUGAGGGUGAGAGAGAGAAUUAUUCUAGAGUAACACCAUUAUCGUCUUCUAGCCCCAAAAGCUAUGCAGUAAAACAUGACAAAGAACCAGAGCGUUCUGUAUCAGAACUUUAUAAAAUCAAGCAUUCAGCACCACAGAGUUUGCCGCAAAGUAACUAUUUCACCACCUUGUCAAACAGUGUAGUGAAUGAACCACCAAGGUCUUACCCAUCUAAGGAAGUUUCAAGUUUGUAUGUCGAUAAACAGAAUAGUUGUCCUUCAACAGCAGCUAAUCCCCAGUCUCUCAGUUCUUUUAUUUCAUCUCUUUCAAAACCUCCACCUUUGAUUAAGCAUCAACCAGAUGGUGAAGUUUCAGUAAGCAAGAUAACAGAGCAACCUUCCCAUCAAAUGACAUCUCACUCUGUAAAUUCUUUUAGAAAUGACUGCAGAAGCCCUACUCAGUUGUCAGUUUCAUCUUCAAAUACGCUCCGAAGUAUGCCUGCCUUACACAGAGCACCAGUGUUUCACCCUCCAGUUCAUCAAAACCUGGAGAGAAAGGAAAGCAGCUAUAGCAGCCUUUCACCUCCAACCCUAACGCCAGUGCAGCCAGUUAAUGCUGGUGGCAAAACCCAAGAAUUACAAAAACCACCAACUUUAGUACCUGAACCUAAGGAAGCGCAAACCAUGUACAAGAGCACUUCUGAGCAGAAUUUAUCAGAUAUUUGGAAAUCUAAUAAUGCUCCAAACAAUGAAAAAGUUGAAUGGCAUGUUGAGCGAACCAGUGGAAAAUCGCAGUCUGCCACAGCAUCUGUCAUUGUACGUCCACCUUCUAGUAUAAAGUAUGAUAGUAUGCCAGUAAUGCAGUCAGCUUCCAAAGAUCGAAUUAAUGAAAGAUCUUCAACUGGGACAUAUCAACCAGAUUGCCUAAAACCAGUGGAAUCCAGAGACACUGGAAAAAUAAUUCUGCCAAAUAUGAACUCAGACGCUACACACACACAUUAUGAAAAGAACUUUCCGGCUGUGUCAGAAGGCAGCAUUCCCAGUUCUGUCACACCUACCACAACUAUAAUGUGCAGUACCAAAACAGAUGUAACCACAUCUGCAGCCACAACUACCAGUGUUUCAAGCUGGGGUAGUUCAGAAGUGACUUAUUCUUUAUCACACACAGUUUUAGCCUGCACACCACUGGAAUGUACCUCCUCUGGAACAGUAAGUCAGGUGGUGGCACGGACACAAGAAAGCAAGGUCAGCACCACAGCUCCAGUUACACCAGCCAGUGGCAAGACAGGAAGUGCCAUUCAGCCCAACUCUGGAUUUUCUGGCCCAACUGAUUUUAUCCAUUUGAAAAAGCACAAGGCAGCAUUGGCUGCAGCUCAGUUUAAAACUAGUAAUGCCAGUGAAACUGAGUCUAAUGCUGUGAAAAAUCAGACAUUUCCAGCUUCCAUUUCCCUAGACAGUACUAUCGUCUGCAAUACAAUAAACAAAGCCAACUGUGUAGGCAAUGGGCAAGCUUCCCAGACAAGUCAGCCGAACUACCACACAAAACUGAAAAAGGCUUGGCUUACUAGACAUUCAGAAGAAGAUAAAAACACUAAUAAAAAAGAGAAUUCAGGGAACAAUGUAUCAGAAAUUAUUAAGCCAUGUACUGUCAAUUUAAUAGCUUCUACAUCUAAUGAUUUACAAAAUAACAUAGAAAGUACAAUCCUAGCAGAUAAAUUUGUGAAAGAAGAUAAACAUACAAGAAGAAAAGCAAAAAGGACUUACGAAUCUGGCUCGGAAUGUGGAGACUCUGAUGAAAGUGAGAGCAAGUCAGAGCAAAGGACUAAACGGCAGCCUAAGCCAACUUACAAAAAGAAACAAAAUGAUUUGCAAAAGAAAAAGGGUGAUACAGAGGAAGAAGUAAAACCCAAUGGUGUUCUUAGCAGGAGUGCCAAAGAAAGAAGCAAGAUGAAGUUACAGAGCAGCAGUAACAGCACUGGCAUACCUCGUUCAGUAUUAAAAGACUGGCGCAAAGUAAAGAAGCUGAAGCAAACCGGAGAAUCCUUUUUGCAAGAUGACUCUUGCUCUGAAAUAGGGCCCAAUUUGCAGAAAUGCAGAGAAUGUAGACUCAUUAGAAGUAAGAAAGGUGAAGAACCAACUCACUCUCCAGUAUUUUGUAGAUUUUAUUACUUUCGUCGGUUGUCUUUUAGUAAAAAUGGAGUGGUUAGGAUAGAUGGUUUCUCUUCUCCUGACCAAUAUGAUGAUGAAGCAAUGAGUUUGUGGACACAUGACAAUUAUGAAGAUGAUGAAGUAGACCUAGAAACUUCUAAAUACAUUUUAGACAUCAUAGGUGAUAAAUUUUGUCAGCUAGUAACAUCUGAGAAAACAGCCAUGUCCUGGGUGAAGAAAGACGCCAAAAUUGCCUGGAAGAGAGCAGUGAGAGGAGUCCGUGAGAUGUGUGAUGCAUGUGAAGCCACAUUGUUUAACAUUCAUUGGGUCUGCCAAAAAUGUGGGUUUGUGGUCUGCUUAGAUUGUUAUAAGGCAAAGGAAAGGAAGAGUUCUAGAGAUAAAGAAUUAUAUGCUUGGAUGAAAUGUGUGAAAGGACAGCCUCAUGAUCACAAGCAUUUGAUGCCGACUCAAAUUAUUCCAGGCUCUGUUCUGACAGAUCUUCUAGAUGCAAUGCACAGUCUUAGAGAGAAAUUUGAGAUUAAAUCCUACUGUCAGUGUACCAGCAAACAGAACAUGCAAACUGGGAAGUUCCCUGCAAUGAAUGGUGUCUCUCAGGUUUUACAGAAUGUCCUUAAUCACAGUAAUAAAAUUUCUCUGUGCAUGCCUGAGUCUCAGCAGCCGAAUACCCCUCAAAAGUCUGAGACAAAUGGCAAUACAAGUCCAGGGAGUGAUGUAAGCGCAGACAGCAAGUUAACUCCACCAGAAUCCCAGUCACCACUGCAUUGGUUAGCUGAUCUAGCAGAGCAAAAAGCCAGAGAGGAAAAGAAAGAAAAUAAAGAAUGUCCUCCUGGAAAACAUACUAAAGAAGAGAGAGACCAAGACAGUUUAGAGUCUCUAAAUUGUAAAACAUCUCCUCCUGUGUCCCAGAACAACGAACAGGGCUCAACCUUACGAGACCUCCUGACUACAACAGCUGGCAAAUUGCGUCUGGGCUCUACAGAUGCUGGCAUUGCUUUUGCUCCAGUUUACUCUACAGGAACAACAGGUGGCAAAGGUGGAAGGACUGUGCCAAACAUUCUUGAUGACAUAAUUGCUUCAGUUGUAGAAAACAAGAUUCCACCAAAUAGACCACCAAAGAUAAACGUAAAAUCUGAACUGAAGGAUGGACCAAAAGAUGGUCAAAAGUCUAUUCUGGAUGAUUGCAGUAAAUUCUAUAGCGAUAUUCCACAUUCAUGGAUCUGUGAUAAGCACAUUUUGUGGCUCAAAGAUCAUAAAAACAGCAGCAACUGGAAACUCUUUAAAGAGUGCUGGAAACAAGGAAAGCCUGUAUUAGUGUCUGGAGUGCACAAGAAAAUGAACAUCAACUUGUGGAAGGCAGAGUCAAUUAGCCUAGAUUUUGGAGACCACAAAGCCGAUCUCCUGAACUGCAAAGACAGCCUUAUUUCAAACACUAAUGUCAAGGAAUUCUGGGAUGGUUUUGAAGAAGUUGCAAAACGGCAAAAAAUAAAAGGUGGGGAAACAGUUGUACUAAAACUGAAAGACUGGCCCUCUGGUGAAGACUUCAAGGCUAUGAUGCCUGCAAGGUAUGAAGACUUAUUAAAAAGUUUACCAUUGCCAGAAUAUUGUAACCCAGAAGGAAAAUUGAAUUUGGCUUCCCAUUUACCAGGGUUUUUUGUACGUCCAGAUUUGGGACCCAGAUUAUGCAGUGCGUACGGUGUGGCUGCUACUAAAGAUCAAGAUAUAGGAACUACAAAUCUCCAUAUUGAAGUUUCUGAUGUAGUGAACAUUCUUGCCUAUGUGGGCAUAGCAAAAGGAAAUGGAGUACUGUCAAAAGCAGGAGUAUUAAAGAAGUUUGAAGAAGAAGAUUUGGAUGACCUUUUAAGGAAAAGAUUGAAAGACUCAAGUGAAUUACCUGGGGCUUUGUGGCACAUUUAUGCUGGCAAAGAUGCUGACAAGAUAAGGGAAUUUCUUCAAAAGAUUGCGAAAGAACAGGGUCUAGAAGUUUUACCAGAGCAUGAUCCAAUACGUGACCAGAGUUGGUAUGUGAACAAAAAACUUCGCCAAAGACUUCUUGAAGAAUAUGGAGUGAAAACCUGCACUAUUAUUCAGUUCCUUGGUGAUGCUGUUAUUUUACCAGCAGGAGCCCUUCAUCAGGCGUUCACUCCACCUAUUCUAAGAUGCUGGACCUUUCAGAUCAAAGGUGUACGAAUAACUACCAAACAUCUUUUCCCAGAGAGAGAGCAGAAAGAUGUUUACCAAUGUACAGUGACCUGAAGGACUUGUAUUAAAGAGUAAUCUGAUAUCAAACUUACCUGAAUGUAUUUGCUAGCUGUUUCAUUUCUUCAAAGAAUGAUCAAAGGCAUUGAAUGCAAUACUCAAGGUGAACUUGGCUGUCAUUCUAGUGAUUUAAAAAGGGGAAAAAAAUCUGUUCUACUAGAUUGGAUGGUAGCCCAGGAGAAUCUGUGAGACUGCAGACUUGAAUGUAUUUCUAAAGGGAACUAUGAAUUGCUUGUCAAGUGCACCUCUAUAUGGUCAUACAUGACUAUACUUUACUAAAAGCUUUUAAGAUCUAGAGUGAUUGGCCUCAGAGCUGCUUCCCAAGCGAUUCUGAAAGAUGGACAUCUCUUGUAUGUAUUUGAUGUUUCCUUGGAUCGGUUGUCCUUACAGGCAAAAUAGAGGGCAAGAAUGUGUUUGGAUUAUGGCCAGAGAAAGCUAAUUCUGAAGUCAAGUGAGGACUCAGUCUGCCAAAGUUGGAAGAAGAGAACUGGAUUCUAGAAGAGCAGGGAUGAGUAUGCCGUGCUUUCAGGGAUGUAAUCUGUCACUUUUUGGUUAAAUGAAAAAUUGAAUUACUGAUUUGUUCUCUUAAUAGUGAUUAGUGGGUAUCACUCAGAAAUAAAUUCUGUCCAAAAAGGCAAUUUGUGACUUUCCCAAUUGCAUCAGACUUAAACAGAAUAAUUGUUUUUGGCUGGAAGACACGUGAUAAACACAUAAAUUGCUAGACUGUCACAGAAAAAAAAAAAUUCAAGACAUCUGUUCUCUCCUCUUGGAGGGAAGCUUGUCAGGUUCUCUACCCCAAGGAUCAAAAGUAAGGUUUGACACUUCCAAGAUACUGUUAUGAGCUAGGUGAAAACUUAUGGAUUGAGGUAAAGCUCCACUGACAUUGAUAGGUGUGAACUCGCCCUUCAAUUAACAAGUGUAAGUAUAAACUCCCACCUCGGCAAAAGGAGUGUGUGAACUCAUCCAGGAGCUUUAGCUAGGCACUGUUUUGGGUAGGGAUGCUUAGGAGUGGGGUAUGGGAGGGGAGGCAGGAAAGCAAACAAAAAACACUACUUUAAAAGAUGGAGACAGCCUGAAGGAGCAGCUGAAAGCACAGUGAGUGACCCUGGAAGAAAGCUCGAGGGAUACCCUUUUUGGGUCAGUGCUGCAGCCUGAAAAGGAUACUGUUGGUGCUAUGAGCAAAAGAAGCUAUUUCCUGCUAUUUAAGUCCUUCUGCAUUCAAAGAUACAGGACUUAGUACAUUCUUUGUAAAGAAACAAAACUGUGUCAAAGAAGUACCUGACUGUCACCUAUUUCUCCUCAACUGGAACAACCUAGUAGACACCACAUUUUAUGCUAUCCAUUCAGGUCAAAAUGGACAAUAUGUUGGUUUUGCCAAAGGACCUUGUAAUCUGGGACUCAUGGCCGCCCAUGAUUUCUAGAACCUUAACUCUGAAUUUUUGAUGUUCAAACUAGUAUUGUGUUCUAACCCAGUUCUCUUUUUAAGAUAUAAAUAUUCCCAACGUUAACUUUGUUUGUUUUAAUAAAGUUUUUGAUUGUGAAUUGUCAUUUAUAGCACUGAGUUUCUUAAAAAUAAACACCAAAAUAAAACUAACAGAAAUACAUCAAAUAGUUACAUCCAAAUAAUAAAAUCACAUGUAAUACACUAACUGCAGCUGAAAUGUAAAUGAAUAAAAUAGGAAACCUCAAAAAUCCAUAGGUAUUACCAGAAAAACUGUUUUAUAAGGUAUGAGGCAUAUAAUUGAUAUCAAACUAAAUGGAGUGCACCAGCACCACCACAUUCAGCAUGUGUAUUUAAGAGCUAAAAAUAAGCCUGGCCUACUGUUGUCACCUUUAACCCCUUCACAUCAGUUCCAAACAGUUGAUUUUGAGAUGGAGAUAUUCCAACUCCUGGCACCUAGGAGUUAAUAAGACAGUAUUUAUGAUGGAUAGAUUCUGGGAACCUUUUUCUCCAUAGUGACAAGUUCCUACGAAAGGGAUGUGUGGGAGGAAAUGGAAGAACUGUUCUUUGAUACAUGUGUUUAAAAAAAAAAAU